Molecule: messenger RNA, 528 nt
Organism: Histoplasma mississippiense
Lineage: Eukaryota; Fungi; Ascomycota; Eurotiomycetes; Onygenales; Ajellomycetaceae
Exons: 2
Coding region: 1-528 (175 amino acids)
Cellular component (GO): anaphase-promoting complex
Source: RefSeq, a predicted model, not a curated record
AUGUCUCCCUCCCUCGCCCGUAGCGCCUGUCUCUUCUGGCUCAGCAAGCGUAUCCUCACAGAAACGCAACCUGAUACCUUUCAAGUCCUAGAAACAAUCCCAGGCGAAGAAGACGAAAAUGGCCCACCACACGUAGGCGGUGAAGCAGCCACCGUCGGUCAAUACUCAACAGGACCACGCACAACUGGUGUCGGCGGUACAUCGUCAACAAAAAUCUCCUCUGCGGACGCCGUCGCAGCUGCAGAAGCGGCAGAAGCAGCUGCAACGAAAGAAUCUGCAGACGCUGUCUCAAUGGCGAGGAUGGAUCUGUACUGGCAAUUUAUUGUGGGUAUGCUGACCAACCAGGGCGCCAUGCCGUUGCAACGGAUCAUCAUGAUGCUGAAGAUCGUAGUACCCGGUGGGUUCCCCUUUGGUAGCGAAGAACUGCGGGAGUUCUUGAGCCAGAUGGUGGCGAAGGGGAGGUUGGAGGUUGUGAGUGGAGGGAGCUACAAGAUUGUAGCGUACCUCGUUUCUCGCAAGGGGUCAUAG